This is a messenger RNA of Salvelinus fontinalis (brook trout), 6147 nucleotides long. RefSeq names its product protein NPAT-like. Gene Ontology annotation, cellular component: nucleus. The transcript has 17 exons. The record is from RefSeq and is a predicted model, not a curated record. Bases 167 to 4267 code for a protein of 1366 amino acids. NCBI's taxonomy places the organism in Eukaryota, Metazoa, Chordata, Actinopteri, Salmoniformes, Salmonidae. Gene Ontology annotation, molecular function: transcription coregulator activity; protein binding.
GCUCGAGUUCCCCGCCUUUUCACGAAUCGUAGGAUGUUGCGUACACAACACCCUGGAUGUUUUGACCAAAUGUAACGUUACUUGUUUUAUUCGGGAUUAAUGUAUUCUUACUUGAUUUUACAGAUAAUGUAACUUGUAAUUGUUGCAAUAAUUCCACAUUGCAGCCAUGUUGCUUCCGUCUGACAUAGCGCGGCUCGUUUUAGGAUACAUGCAACAAGAGGGACUGUGUUCUACAAGCCAGGCAUUCAUUCGUGAAAGCCCCAAUUUGAAGGAGUACGCAGAACACAGCUCAGAUGAUGCAGCUAUUCCUGCUUGUGUGUUUUCCCUCUUUGGAAAAAACCUGACAACUAUUUUGAAUGAGUAUGUUGCUGUCAAAGCUAAAGAGACGAUAGAAGAGACUCAGAUACCUGUCAUGAUGACAUCAUUGUGGAAAAAGCUUGAUUUCACACUAAAUCAAAUCAAGUCUAUGCAGAACUCCCCAGCUAUUAUCCAGAAUCAAAGACUCCACACAUGUAAUGGGAUCGUGAACAUGAGGGGGCGACAGAGAGCCUUGUCAUCAACGCAGUCCCCCAGCUCUGGGUUUCUGUCAUCGUUGGCCCCCCCGUCGGUCCAGGGCAUCGCCACCCCAGUCUGCUACAGCUCCCAGCAGACCAGACCCUCCCCCAUCUGCAGCACACAGCCCCAGAUCCAAGAUGGAGGACGUCUGCUCAUCAAUGUGAACCGGGAGUCACCUUUGCAAAUAACGGUUCCAGACAACCGGUUAACCACAGGACCAUUAUCCCCAGGGCGUCGGAAAUGUGACUCCCCCAGGAGGAGAGGUGGGGGCUCUAGUGGAUCCGGUGGGACUGGAAGAGCCAACAUGGCGGCCAGUAGCCUGACAGCAGAGCCCCAGAGUGAAGAGGCAGUCACAGAGAAUUUCCCUCAAAUGUUGAUACAAAAUGCAAGAGAGAGGAUUCUAAAUGACAAGUCUUUACAAGAGAAGCUUGCUGAAAACAUCAACAAAAUUCUAGCAAGUGAUGUCAGUCCUCAGGCUUUAAAGGCAUCAUGCAGCACCAUGGAGCCUGACCAGUCAAUAGAUGAAAUUCUGGGCCUGCAGGGGGAGAUUCAUAUGUCUAAUGAUGUUAUACAAGACAUAUUGGAGCAGACAGAGUCCGACCCAGCCUUCCAGGCUCUUUUUGACCUCUUUGAUUACGGCAAAAGCAAAACCAGUGAGGAUACUGAACAAGGAGCUGGGAACGUGAGCAAUACCACCACAGAGAAUGGUGAGACUGAGACUAGAUGUAUUGAUGGCUCUCCUGAGACUGGAGACCCAGGCACUGGGCCUGAAAACUCGACAUGUGGACAAGAAAAUAGAGUAACAAAGUCCAGUCAAGAGCCCAAGAGUAAGAAAACAAGGAAAGCUGCACCUUCUGUUUCAAGCACUUCAAAGGCAACUCCUGGACCCAGUAGCAGAGGGUUGAGAAGGGGAGCUAUCUCAACAACUCCUGGACCCAGUAGCAGAGGGUUGAGAAAGGGAGCUAGGUCUACAACUCCUGCACCCAGUAGCAGAGGGUUGAGAAAGGGAGCUAGCUCAACAACUCCUGGACCCAGUAGCAAAGGGGUGAGAAGGGGAGAUAUUGCAACUCGACCCUCAGCACGUAUUGAUCAAUUUACCGCCGCUGCUUCUUCUGCCGCAAAGGACUCUGAUAGGGUUGACUCAGGCUCCAUGUUUAAUCCGGAUGUAUCAGGUGUGGAUAUAGAUGACCCUCUGAAUACCCCUCUUGACAGUAUAGCUCCGCCAGAUGUCUUUGAGCCAGUCAGACAGGAGAGUGGAACAAAUCGUCCGGCGUCAGCAUGCAACACACCUUCAUCUGAAACCAGGACGGUCUCUGCUGUGAAAAACAUAUUAGGCAAUGAGAACACAGUGGGGGCUGAUGGUAGACAAGUGAUGGAUAACCAAGCUUCACUUCUUAACUCUUCACCUUCCCUGUCCAAUUCCAUGCCAAUGCUGGAUCAGUCAAACAAGGUUCCCAUACAGGCCUCUAACCUGCCUCAUAGAAAUAUUACCCCUCCCAGCAGUGUAGGAAUUUCACAACCUCUACCACAGACCAUACACUCUAUGGCUGUCCCCUCAACAGUUACAACAACUCCUGCUGCCCCAACCUUCAUCCCAAACCCCAACCCUACAGGCAAGGAAGUAGACCCCAGUAAGAUUGUGGCCCUGAAGAUCAUAAUCAGCGAUGAGCAGGAGCCCUCCAGUGACUCAGCCCUGAACCAGGCUGUGUCCAGCAUCACUGGGGACAGGAUCCCCACCAUUUUCCUCUCCUCCCCCACCAAGUCACCUGCUAAGGCCCCGGCCCUCAGUAGCGCCCCCAUGAAUCAGGAGGAGACUGUGCAGGCGGUGAGCAGCUUACAGAGGACAGAAGUCCUCCAGCCAGCAGAGACCAAUCCUCUUAGUGGGCAAGCAGGGGAUGUGGCAGCAUUGGCAGGGACGUCAACUGCGUUGACACAGCCUGGCUACUACAUUCAGCUGCCCUUUGAUUCAGCCACAUCCACCAACAGCUACAUCUUAAUGACAGACACAACAGCCACAGACACCCAGUCCAACAAGGUGAUAUUACCCAGUGGCGCCCCACGGGUACAGACUGUACCCCCUUCCUCAUAUACUCUGGUCACUCCACCCCGCUAUUCCCCUGGAUCUAGACUCAUCAUAUCUUCAUCAGUUCAGCCCAUGCUGCAAAGCAUGGUGGUUCCUGUAUCUGUUGUUGGGCAGAACAAUGCAACACAGUUCUCUGUCGUUCCUAAUCAGUUGAUAGCCAUGCCUAGCCCUGCUUCAGCAAAGCAGCCAGCAGCAGUGAAUACCAACCCUAAACUGGCUCCCAAGGAUACCACAAUCUCGGGAAAAACGGGAGCUACUGGAUCGAAUAUGGUUACAAAGCAGGUCCACCCGCAAUCCUCUAAAAGCACAGGGCAGCAGAAGGUAGCAGUUGGCUCGAGCCCCAGCCAUAGGAGGAUGCUUUGCUUUGAUGGGUCUGCUGGUGAAACUUCUACCUCCAAAGCUACAGCUACUCCUGUAUCACCUGACCAACAGGUGGAGAAAGAGAUACCUAAAUCUGCCUCUGCUCUCUUGGGGAGAAGCAGGCCAAAAAGGAGAAUAGAGACUGUAAGAUGUACAGACAACACUCAGACAUCAUGGACCGGAACAGAGACGGAGAAAUCCUCCACUGUCCAAAAGCAAAAAGAAGCUGCGAAAAAGACCCCUUCAAAGAGGGACGCAGAUCAAAAUGCUAGAGGUCAAAGUGCAAGUACCAGUAGAUCUCAGAGUGCUGGUAGCAGUAGGACUGAUGCCUCACAGUCAGAGUCCAGGAAGAGAUCUCAAUCAGCAGACAAGAAGGAUGAUGGUGGAGCAGGACCUAAGGAUGCCCAGAGCUCCAGGUCCUCUUCCUCUGAUCACAGACUCAGAUCAGGGAGCAGGAAAGAGAAAGACGCAUGUAGACAAGAGCCUACUGAGAAAUCUCCUGCCAAGGAGCGGGAGGGACGGACAGUGAAAAGGACAUCUUCUCAGGACCCCCCUCAUGUCACUGCCAAUAAGGAGAAUGAGCUGGAGGGGGGAAGGCGAGAGCAGCAGCCCACACCAGCACCAAGAGCAUUCAGCCCGGCCCCAGUGGGCUCACAAACCUCUGUCACUCAGGCUUGCUCCAGCAAAAUCCCCUCCAAGACCAGCCCACUGACCAAGCAGGCAGCUGAAAUGCUCCACGACAUCCAGGGUCUAAACCCUCCCUCCACCCCUCCUAAGAGGACAGGCAUGGGCUGUCUGGAGCUGCCUCUUCCUCGGACCCUUGGCCGUCUCCAGGAGUCUCUAUACUGCCCCAGGACCCCUGCACGUCAGAGGCUGGACAGAGACAGAGAGGGCACCCCCAGGCACCUGGUCCCUCCCACCACCCCGGACCUUCCCUCCUGCAGCCCAGCCAGCGAAGCAGGGAGUGAAAACAGCAUCAACAUGGCGGCUCACACACUGAUGAUCCUAUCCCGAGCAGCCAUUGCCAGGACAGGCACCCCACUGAAAGACAGCUUGCGCCAGGAGGGGGCUGGAGCAGUGACCCCUGUAGCCUUCAAGAGCAAGAAGCGCAAGCAGCCUGAGCCCCUGGCCAGCCCGCCAGCAAAGAAAGAUAUCUCAGGUUCAUCUGGCAGUAAAAAGAAAACAAAGAAACAGCAGAAGCUAAUGGAUUCCUUCCCCGAUGACUUGGAUGUGGAUAAAUUCUUGUCUUCACUGCAUUAUGAUGAGUGAUGGGUUGAGUUAUAGCAGUUGGACAAUGAGAUGAGAAUCUCCCAAACACUACCUACCUACUCUCCAGGAAUUGAACAAGCCAUAAUUUACUGUCAGUGCUAGGAACCUGUGGUGUAGUGGAGCAUGUCCUCAGUUAUUAUUUUUUCUUCUAUGGUAUGUCUGCUUGUAGGGUUUGUCCUACAUCCUUUGGCUUAACAACUAAUUAUACAUGUGAUGUAUAUACUGUAUAGAAAUUAUUGCAGAAAUGCUAGAUUGAGAGCACUGGUUCCAUUCAAGGACUGUAAUGUUAAGAAUGGUUUCCCAAUCUUGUUGUAUUAAUAAUUUCAAGAAUUCAACCCUUUCCUUGGUCAAUAUUUCACUGUAUCUAAACUUUAAAUGAUCCACCCAACACACUAUGGCUGUGGUUAAACAGGCAGCACAAUACUAAUCUUUAUUUCACUAAUUGGUAUUUUGACCAGAUCAGCUGUGAUCUGAUCUGGUCAAAAAGACCAGUUAGUGGAAAAAAUAUCAGAAUUGGGCUGCGUGGUGUGUAUGUAAAAUACAUUUGUGCAGAUGUUUUCUUUACUAGUGAUUUUAAAUUAAAUCUUGUUUUAGAAAAAUCUAGUUCCAUUUAAUAUUGUUUCUGUGCAGGUAAAAACUGACCAGUUUUCAGUCCAAAGCAAAAUAUCACUAUCAGAACACAUAGUCUGAUAACCCAAUCUGUGAAUUUCACUAUAACCAAGUUAAUAUUGCACCAUUUUAUUCACUUGAGUUAAUUACUACUAUAUAAUAGGCCUAUAUCAUCACAGUGAUAGAAGAAUCUCUACUGGCACAGCGGUCUAAGGUACUGCAUCUCAGUGCUGCAUCACUACAGACCCUGGUUCGAUUCCAGGCUGUAUCACAACCGUCCAUGAUUGAGAGUCCCAUGGGGCGGCGCACAAUUGGCCCAGAGUCGUUAGGGUUUGGCCGUGGUAGGCCGUCAUUGUAAAUAAGAAUUUGUUCUUAACGGACUUGCCUAGUUAAAUAAAGGCUAAAUUAAAAACGUAAAAAUAAAUUAUCCUAUCUUUAUAACAAUGCCACACAUAGCACAGGUAAGACAAUCAAGCAUGUUUAAAGGACAACUCCACCAAAACAAUAUUUUGGCAUUUGUUUCAUUAGUUCAUUGUUGAUAUAGUCCCAAAAUGUUUUGCAUGUCAGCAAUCAAGUUAAGACAUGUAACUUUCAAAAUACAUAAGUCUUGCCCGUAUGAUGCAUUUUGCAUCAUAUGAUGCUGUGUCUUGGUAAGCAAUUUUGGCCUUGUGUUUCAGGUUAUUGUCCUACUGAAAGGUGAAUUUGUCUGUCUGUUGGAAAGAUUUUCCUCUAGGAUUCUGCCUGUGCUUAGCUAUAUUCUGUUUCUUUUGAUCCCCCCCCCAAAAACGUGAGUCCUUACAGAUGAUAAGCAUACCAAUAACAUGCUUGAAAUUUGAAGUGGUACUCAGUGAUGUUGGAUUUGCCCCAAACAUAAUGCUUUGUGUUAAGUUAUUUGCCACAUUUCUUUGCAGUUAUACUGUAGUGCCUUAUUGAAAACAGGAUGCAUGUUUUGGAAUAUUUUCAUUCUGUACAGGCUUCCUUUUCACUCUGUCAUUUAGGUUAGCAUUGUGGAGUAACUAAAAUGUUGAUCCAUCCCCAGUUUUCUCCUAUCACAGCCAUUCAACUCUAACUGUUUCAAAGUCACCAUUGACCUCAUGGUGAAAUCCCUGAGUGGUUUCUUUCCUCUCCGGCAACUGAGUUAAGAAGGACACCUGUAUCUUUGUAGUGACUUGGUGCAUUGAUACACCAUCCAACGUGUAAUUAAUAACUUCACCAUGCUAAAAGGUAUAUUCAAUGUCUGCUUAAAAAAAAAGUUUUUACACAUCUACCAA